This is a messenger RNA of Centruroides sculpturatus (bark scorpion), 2988 nucleotides long. RefSeq names its product pre-mRNA-processing factor 6-like (gene Prp6). Bases 76 to 2988 code for a protein of 970 amino acids. The record is from RefSeq and is a predicted model, not a curated record. Gene Ontology annotation, biological process: mRNA splicing, via spliceosome; spliceosomal tri-snRNP complex assembly. NCBI's taxonomy places the organism in Eukaryota, Metazoa, Arthropoda, Arachnida, Scorpiones, Buthidae. The transcript has 21 exons. Gene Ontology annotation, molecular function: protein binding. Gene Ontology annotation, cellular component: U4/U6 x U5 tri-snRNP complex; catalytic step 2 spliceosome.
AGAGGGCGUUGCUGUACGUCAUUAAUGGCAGUGUCGUUGAAUCGACGUUUAUAGUGUGAAAAACAACACAAGACGAUGGCCACUGUACCUCCAAAUGCGCUCGUUAGUAAAAAGAAAAAACAUUUUAUAGGAGUUCCAGCCCCUUUAGGCUAUGUUGCCGGAGUUGGUAGAGGAGCUACUGGAUUUACAACACGAUCUGAUAUUGGUCCAGCAAGAGAUGCUAGUGAUGUUCCGUUGAACAUUUGCACUUCAGUAUUUUGCAAACUGGGUUCAAUGUCUUCUUACAUGCCAGUGGGGUCAUGUGAUUCUUAUCAUUACAUCAUCACAGCCUACAAAGUGUUAGUUAUGAGGGCUUUCAUCCACUCUUCUACUUUCCAAGCUCUUGAUGCUGAAUUAGCACUAAUAGAAGAGUUAGCCAUUGCUCAUAGUUACUCUAAAGUUGUACAUUGGCUAAUUGAUCUAUACCACUGGACCCAUCCAGGAUCCACUGAACAUUCCAUGAGAACCAGAAUACAAGAACAUGUUUCAGACAUGCAACAUUCUAGAACUUUCACGGCCCUUUCUACCUGUACAGAGAUCCAAAAUUAUGAUGUACUUCAUGCAGGCCAAACUUCUCACUACACCCCAUACGGAGCACCUCAGAUGGAAGCAAAAUUAAAGAAAGAAUUGGAAAGAUAUCGUCAGGAAAGACCAAAAAUUCAACAACAGUUUUCAGAUUUAAAGAGAGAUUUAGCAAGUGUUACAGAAGAUGAUUGGAAAAAUAUACCAGAGGUUGGAGAUGCUCGAAAUAAAAGACAAAGAAAUCCUCGUGCAGAAAGAUUUACACCAAUGCCAGAUUCCUUAUUAGCUAAAGCUGGUAUUACUGGAGAUACAGUUGCUGUAAUUGAUCCAAGACAACAGCCUUAUGGUGGAGGCUUGACAACACCAUUUCCUGGAUCAGCCACACCAGGUGGAUUAAUGACUCCUGGAUGGACUACCCCUAGUGCAGAUUUGGAUUUAAGAAAAAUUGGUCAAGCACGUAAUACACUUAUGGAUAUUAAAUUAAAUCAGGUAUCUGAUUCUGUGAGCGGACAAACUGUUGUUGAUCCCAAAGGAUAUUUAACAGAUUUACAAUCCAUGAUACCUACACAUGGAGCAGAUAUUAGUGAUAUCAAGAAAGCUCGUUUAUUACUGAAAUCUGUGAGAGAAACAAAUCCAAACCAUCCUCCAGGUUCAUUUCAGCCUACAGAUCUUGCUAAAGCUGUAAUAGCACAAGCUGUUCGACAUAUUCCUUCCUCUGUUCGUAUAUGGAUUAAAGCAGCAGAUCUUGAAAUUGAAAUAAAAGGAAAAAGAAGAGUAUAUCGAAAGGCACUUGAGCAUAUUCCAAAUUCUGUUAGACUUUGGAAAGCUGCUGUAGAAUUGGAAGAACCAGAUGAUGCUCGAAUAUUAUUAAGUCGUGCAGUAGAAUGCUGUCCUACAAGUGUGGAAUUAUGGUUAGCUCUUGCACGUUUGGAAACUUACGAAAAUGCUCGGAAAGUUUUAAACAAAGCACGUGAAAAUAUACCUACAGAUCGACAAAUAUGGAUUACUGCAGCUAAGUUAGAGGAGGCUUGUGGCAGUCACCAUAUGGUAGAAAAAAUCAUAGACAGAGCCAUUGCAUCUCUUAGAGCAAAUGGAGUAGAGAUAAAUAGAGAACAGUGGCUUAAGGAUGGUAUUGAAUGUGAGAAAGCCGGAUCUGUUUUGACAUGUCAGGCUAUUAUUCGGACUGUAAUUGGUAUUGGUGUUGAAGAUGAGGAUCGUAAGCAUGCCUGGAUGGAAGAUGCUGAUGCAUGUGCUUCUCAAGGAGCAUUUGAAUGUUCAAGAGCUAUUUAUGCUCAUGCCCUAUCAGUUUUUCCAAGUAAAAAAAGCAUUUGGCUUAGAGCAGCUUAUUUUGAAAAAAAUCAUGGAACAAGAGAAUCAUUGGAAUCACUCUUACAAAGAGCUGUAGCACAUUGUCCAAAGGCAGAAGUACUAUGGCUGAUGGGAGCAAAGUCAAAGUGGUUAGCAAAUGAUGUACCUGCUGCAAGAAGCAUUCUGUCAUUGGCCUUUCAAGCUAAUCCCAACAGUGAAGAAAUUUGGUUAGCUGCAGUCAAAUUAGAAAGUGAAAAUAAUGAGUAUGAAAGAGCUAGACGACUUCUAGCCAAAGCUAGAGCUAGUGCUCCAACAGCCAGGGUUAUGAUGAAAUCUGUGAAAUUAGAAUGGGCUUUGGGAGAUUUAAUAGAAGCAAAAAAUCUACUUGAAGAAGGAUUAAAACUGUAUCCUGACUUUGCAAAACUAUGGAUGAUGAAAGGCCAAAUAUUGGAACAAGAAAACAAGAUUGAUGAAGCUCGUGAAGCAUACAAUCUAGGGUUGAAAAAAUGUCCAACUUCUAUUCCUGUUUGGUUACUUCUGUCGCAACUUGAAGAGAAAGGAGGUGCACUCAUUAAAGCACGAUCAGUCUUAGAAAAAGCUCGGUUACGAAAUCCAAAAUGUGCCGAAUUGUGGUUAGAAGCUGUGAGAGUAGAACUUCGUGGUGGACUAAAAGAUAUUGCUUUGACUUUAAUAGCAAAAGCUAUGCAGGAUUGCCCCAAUAGCGGGAUUCUUUGGGCAGAAGCCAUUUUUAUGGAAGCACGACCUCAGCGUAAGACGAAGAGUGUUGACGCACUGAAACGUUGCGAACAUGAUCCUCAUGUUCUUCUUGCUGUUUCUAAAUUGUUUUGGACUGAAAGAAAAAUGAAUAAAGCAAGAGAAUGGUUUAAUCGAACUGUUAAAAUUGAUCCCGAUUUAGGAGAUGCUUGGGCUUAUUAUUAUAAAUUUGAAUUACUUCAUGGUACAGAGGAGCAACAAGAGGAUGUCAAAAAAAGGUGUGUUAAUGCAGAACCUCACCAUGGAGAACAUUGGUGUCAAAUUUCUAAAGAUAUUGCAAAUUGGAGGAAAAAAACAGAAGAGAUAUUAGUAAUGACUGCAAAUCAGUUAUCUAUUCCAACUUGA